This is a messenger RNA of Cetraspora pellucida, 187 nucleotides long. The record is from the annotation of a GenBank genome assembly. Lineage: Eukaryota; Fungi; Glomeromycota; Glomeromycetes; Diversisporales; Gigasporaceae.
AUGGAUGAAACUGAAUUUGUUAUUGCUCCCAAAAUCCAAAAAGUUCUUGCAGUAAAAAAUAAAGUAGUAACCAAGUAUACAUUUGCAAGAAUUCUUGAAUCAGCAUUUGCUGCAACUUACAUUCCAAAGGCUAUUAAAAAUGCUUUCAGAACUACUGAAAUUUUGUUGUUUAAUCCUAAUGCUAUUA